Molecule: messenger RNA, 2348 nt
Organism: Ceratosolen solmsi marchali
Lineage: Eukaryota; Metazoa; Arthropoda; Insecta; Hymenoptera; Agaonidae
Gene: Ufsp2
Product: UFM1 specific peptidase 2
Exons: 11
Coding region: 618-2318 (566 amino acids)
Biological process (GO): proteolysis
Cellular component (GO): nucleus; endoplasmic reticulum
Molecular function (GO): deUFMylase activity
Source: RefSeq, a predicted model, not a curated record
AUGAAAAAGUGAAAUCUACUUGGCAACGACGACGUUGAAAUAACGUACGUCACGGUGUAGCAUUGCAAAACGUCACUCGAUUCUCUUUUUGUCGAAAUUUCGAUCGGUUGUAGAACCGUCCGUCCUCCCGGCUGGACUGACAGUUCCCAGCAGCUAGCAACAACACGUCCUCGAGCGUCGUUCGAACACUGAUAUCAGCAUUUAUAUUUAUACUGAAAACUAAUAAUCCAGGCAUGUGUUCAACACAUACUGAAUCGAAUGAAAGGUACACUUCUUAUUCCUCCUGUUGCAAUUACUAGACAAACGGAAAAUCAAAUCACUUUUACCGAUCUGCGAAUCGCUAUUUCUCACAGGCAUCCGCGUCUCGCUCUCGAGAUUAUCUCGCUUUUUCUUACUCCCUUCACUUUGCCGAAAUACCGCCACGGUGCGACAAUACAUUAUUGAACGGCAAUUAACUACUUUCACGCUUUUUGGACAAAUCGAACAUACAUGAGAAAGGGGCGACGAUUGCUCUAUCGAUAAUGAAGAAUUAACCUUGGUACCUGAUGCCUUGACUCGUAAUCUCAACAUCAAAUCUGGGAGAACGCAUAUGAAGAAAUUGAAAUUUUAUCUAUAACAUGGUUCAACAAUUAAACAUUCUGCAAAAUGUUAUUCAGCGUUUAAGUAAUAUACGUACUGACAUAACUGGUUAUUUGUAUGGAAUUGUUUAUGAAGAAACAUUAACAAUUAUAAGUUUUAGCCUUAAUUCUAUUGACGAUGAUGAAAAUGAAAUCAAGCCUUUGGAUGUGCAAUAUCAUAUGCCAACAGAAGUUAAUCUUAUUGGAAUUUUAUAUGUUGAUCAAGAAAAACCAGUAACACCCGAUACAUUUAAGGAUAUUGAUGGCACAGAUAAUCCAUUGAUUAUUAAGUAUUGUUCUUAUUCAGAUACCAUAUCUCCAUUUUAUUACAUAAAUGAAACACUUCAACCUACAACAUAUGAAGAAAUUUCAAACGACUUUUUCAAGAAUUUUUUCUGCGUUAGAGCGAUAACAAAUCUACCACUAUUUUCAGAAAAAAAAAAAGUGCUUGAAGCUCUUCAACAAAUUAUAAAGAAUAUAGACCCUGAAAAAUUAGGAUUUUAUUUUAAAAAAACAAAACGACAUUUUUUUAAACUAAAGAAUAGUAAUAACGAUUGUUUUCAAGAAAUAUUAUAUGAGGAAUUAGCGAAUUCAUUAUUCAUGAGUCAUUUUAAUUCAAUUCCUAUUGAUACUGUAACAGUUUCAAUAUUUUCGAGAAUAUCUCUUGAUAAAAGCUCUGAAAAACAAUUAUUAGCUCCUGUUUUGAAAUACUUUGAACACGGAGAAUAUUAUAAAUGUUAUGUAAAAAUUGAUGCUUUAGCAUUAAUAAGUAAAAAAAUAACCUUAGCACGAUUCUUUGAAAUUCUUGUAGAAUCAAUUCGACGAAAUUUGAGACUUAUAUCUACAUCAUUUCAUUAUUACUCAAAAAUUAAGGAUGCAACAGUAUGUUUACCCGAACCAAUCCAUUUUAAUCCGUUAAUACUUGGACAUUUAUUAACAGUAGUAUACCCUAACAAAUGGUCAAAUUUACAAACUAGUGAAUAUCGUAAACACUUGCAUAGAAAAUUUGGAAUAGAUAUGACCAAGCCUUGCUUUAGAAAAGGAAGUUCAUUAUUAUUGUUGUAUAAAUAUAACGACGAUCUUCUUGUAAAUCCUCAUAAAUAUGUGAAGAAUCCUACAAAUUCUCAAGUUGAUAUUGUGCAUGGCUUGUACCAAUUUUACCAUUAUACAAGUGCAGAUACUAAUUGGGGAUGUGCUUAUAGAGCACUUCAAACUAUUUCUUCUUGGUUUAGAUUCCAAGGUUAUACUGAAAAAGAUGUUCCACAAAUUUCGGAGAUUCAAGAAUGUUUGGUAGACAUUGGUGAUAAGCCUUCUUCUUUCUUAAAUUCCUCGCAAUGGAUUGGUUCAACCGAAGUUGGUUAUGUUUUGGAAUCUCUUUUUAAUGUUUCUGUUAAAAUAUUAUGUGCUUCAAGUGGAUCAGAAAUGGUUAAGCUAGUUAUUCAUUUAGCAGAUCAUUUUAAAACUCAAGGAACACCUGUUAUGAUUGGUGGAAAUCGUUUAGCAUACGUAAUUCUUGGUGUAUCUUAUAAUGAUCAAUAUGAAAAUGUAAAAUUUUUAAUUUUGGACCCACAUUAUAUUGGUGCUGAAAAUCUUAAACAAAUUACUACAAAGGGCUACUGCGGUUGGAAGGACAAAAAUUUCUGGGCAAAAAAUGCUUUUUACAAUAUGUGUCUUCCACAAAUAUCAACUAAUUUAUACUAAUUUAAAUAUACUAAAUUAAAAUAUAAAUAA